AUGAAGGACUUGAUUCGAGACACCAUCUUCAGCCAUAUCCUUCGUCUUCUGACAGGCGGCAAGGUCUUCAAAUAUCCCGAAGAAGAAGAUCCAUCGCUAUGGAAGAAAUACGUCCACGCCGAAAAGUCGGCCAACAUGGCCAGACAUGGUCAAACAGAAGCUCCUGAGGACGAUGGCGAACGACAGAGCAGGAGAUCACAGACUAGGUCUUCUUCCUCCGACACGGCUGUGUCUUCAGGCGAAGGGAGGACAGUGAAUGAGCCAAUUGGGAGGAUCGUUGAUAAGGAAAAAGGAAAGGAUGUCCAUGUCGUGGAUUGGUAUGGCCCCGAUGACCCAGAGGUACAGAACCCCAGGAACUGGUCACGCAUCAAGAGAUUCUUCGUUACCUUCGAGAUCUGCCUCCUCACCUUCUCCGUCUACAUCGGCUCCGCCAUCUACACAGCCGGCAUCCAAGAUGUGAUGCAAGUCUUUGGUGUCUCUCAAGUUGCUGCCACUCUUGGCCUCACUCUCUUCGUCGCUGGAUAUGGUCUCGGUCCUAUGGUCUGGUCUCCACUCUCUGAGAUCCCCCAGAUCGGCCGAAACCCCGUAUACAUCAUCACUCUGGCAUUGUUCGUCGUUCUCCAAGUCCCCACUGCCCUAGCAACCAACUUUGGUAUGCUUCUUGCCUUCCGAUUCAUUACUGGCUUUAUCGGAUCACCGUCGCUUGCAACGGGUGGAGCAUCCAUUGGUGACAUGUACAGCCCAGCCAAGAGAACCUACGGCAUUGCUGUCUGGGGUGUCGGAGCUAUCUGUGGCCCUACCCUCGGCCCUCUCGUCGGAGGUUUCGCAGCCGAAAAGAAAGGAUGGACCUGGACUAUCUGGGAACUGAUGUGGUUAUCUGGCUUCUCUCUUGUUCUCUUCUUUUUCUUCCUCCCCGAGACAUCCUCUGCAAACAUCCUGUACCGCCGAAGUCGUCGCCUGCGAAAGCUCACCGGCAACGACAAGCUUGUGUGUGAGGCUGAGUUGGCCACGCAAGACAUGUCCAUGAAGGACGUUGCACUGAUGACUUUGGUACGGCCAUUCCAGUUGAGUUUGGGUGAGCCGAUUGUGUUUGUGCUCAACCUCUACAUUGCUCUCAUCUACGGUCUACUGUACAUCUGGUUUGAGUCGUUCCCUAUUGUCUUUGGCGAGACUUAUGGCUUCUCUCUGGGUAUCCAAGGCCUUGCUUAUCUAGGUAUUUUGAUUGCUGUGUUUAUUGUCUUGCCGCCGUUUGUGUGGUAUCAGCACAAGUACAUUGAGCCAAAGUUCAACGAGAAUGGAGAACUCAAGCCUGAGUGGAGAUUGCCACCAUCUUUUGUUGGUGCUUUUGCAAUUCCUAUCUGCCUUUUCUGGUUUGGGUGGUCUUCACGUGCUAGCAUUCACUGGAUUGUUCCCAUCAUUGGCACGGGUUGGUUCUCCAUUGGAGCAUUCUUGUUGUUCAACUCUGUCUUGAACUACCUCAGCGACGCUUAUCCCGAAUAUGCCGCUUCGGUUCUUGCUGGCAACGACUUCUUCAGAAGUGCAUUUGGUGCUGGAUUUCCACUAUUCGCAUCGGCCAUGUACAAGAACCUCGGCGUUGGCUGGGCCAGUUCUACGUUGGCCUUCAUUUCCAUUGCUUUUAUUCCUAUUCCUUUCUUACUGUUCAAGUACGGUGAGUGGAUCAGGCACAAGAGUAAGUAUGCUCGUCAUGAUCUGUAA
This is a messenger RNA of Fusarium graminearum PH-1, 1716 nucleotides long. RefSeq lists its product as uncharacterized. Gene Ontology annotation, biological process: xenobiotic detoxification by transmembrane export across the plasma membrane. The transcript has 3 exons. The record is from RefSeq and is a predicted model, not a curated record. Bases 1 to 1716 code for a protein of 571 amino acids. NCBI's taxonomy places the organism in Eukaryota, Fungi, Ascomycota, Sordariomycetes, Hypocreales, Nectriaceae. Gene Ontology annotation, molecular function: fluconazole transmembrane transporter activity.